Molecule: messenger RNA, 645 nt
Organism: Schistocerca nitens (vagrant locust)
Lineage: Eukaryota; Metazoa; Arthropoda; Insecta; Orthoptera; Acrididae
Exons: 3
Source: RefSeq, a predicted model, not a curated record
ACGGGCGCCCCGUGUGUUUCAGCGUACUGCGACCGGCGCGACACGCUGGCCAACCUGUGCGAGAAGAUCACGGGCGACGCGGCGCUGUUCUCCAUGUUCCGCGUGGCCGGCGCGCCGGCGCCCUGCCCCUUCGACGGCGGGCCGCCCUUCAGCUUCACGUACAGCCGCGGCGCCGGCGCCGCCGACUGCCGCGUGCCCGAGUCGCGCGCCGAGCCCUGCACCGACCCCUCGCGCCUGCUGCUGCGCUACCAGGCGUGCCCCGACGUGCGCGGCACCGAGAGCGCCGUGGAGGAGCUGGAGUGCCUGGGCUCGUGGCGGGACGGCUCGGUGCGCUACUUCGUGGGCCGGCUGGAGCACCGGCUGGCGCACUCUGACGAGGACCGCUACCGCUGCUUCGUGUACGAGCGCCUCUCCGGGCCCGGCGACGCCGUCUCCUUCAACGUGGCCCAGUCGGGCGACGCCACCUGCUCCGGGCUGCUGUCCGCCAGCGAGGGCUCCCGCACCAUGCGCCUCACCAACACAGGUGGUGACCGGGGAGCGUUGACGAGCCGGUGCGAGUUCCCGGUCUGGGUGACGGAGCAGCCGCAGUGGCUGAGCCUGGACCACGCGCGCUCCUACCGCUUCUCGGCGCGCAACGGCACGCUG